GUUCUCUGCCAUAAACGAUGUAUUUACAGCGGCGUACACGAAAUAGCCACCCUUUCAGAAAGUUGUCCCCCAGAAAGGCGCAGAUACAGUGAUAAAGAACUGGUUCGACGAUGUGCUGGUGCAGAGGUCAUCAAGCCACAAAAAGGAUUCUAUCUGACCGUGUCGUCAGAAGAGGUGACAGAGGAAGAGAUGAACAAACUAUGCUUCAACGCAGUCUACAUGGAAAUCUGCAUUGAAAUCAAGCGUUCCAAUUUCAAACGAUUACGAUGUCCUCGUCUUAAAAUACUUCGAUCGUGUCGACCAGGGCGACCAGCUUUUCGAAUCGUGGGUAAUCGGCAGUUCAGGGAAUUGUUCAUUCCUCGUUCAAUUCAAACUACACAAUACGAGCUUCUCUUUGAAAUCACGGAAAAUACACUUCUCUCAACAACGAUCAUCGAAAAGCUGAGACAAAUUUGCAAAAGCUGCAACAUUGAAGCCAAACCUUCGCCAAAACCUCCAGGAGAACAUUGGCCCAAGAAGCCCUUACCUGACCGCUCUCCAGUGCAACCACCUCAGGAAGAGCCUGCAAAACCUAAACCUACCAAGACAUGCCAACUAAAAGCCCGGGAGUAUGAUGGCAACGACAUAGUUCGUCUCUGUGCUGGCAAGCAAAUCAUCAAACCACAGAAGGGAUUCACCCUAGAAGUGUCGUCUACGGAUGUUAAUGAACAAGAGAUGAACGACUUAUGCGCUAAUGCUGUGUACAUGGAAAUCUGCAUAACCAUUGAAAAUUCAGAUUUUAAAAAGCUACACUGCCCUUUCCUCGAAGAGCUUAGGCCUUGUCAGAAAGGAAAACCGGCUUUAAAAAUUGUAAACAAUCUUGAAUUCGAGGAGCUGGUUAUAUCGGACACACUUCCGAUUCCCCAAAAACGAGCUCAUCUUCGAAAUUACGGAAAAUCCAAAUCUUCCGACUAA
Molecule: messenger RNA, 954 nt
Organism: Cooperia oncophora
Lineage: Eukaryota; Metazoa; Nematoda; Chromadorea; Rhabditida; Trichostrongylidae
Source: the annotation of a GenBank genome assembly